AUGGCUCAGUUGCUGCGCACGGGACGGGAGGACGACGGCUCAGGCGAGACCCUUGACCAACAUCGGACAGUCGGUCAAAAGCUCAGGCUCGAGGCUAGGACGGCUGAAGAGAGAAGGGUGAGUGAGCCGGAGUGUGAAAGCGUACGAUCGUCGAACCCUUGCAAGCCUGACAUCUGUGUGUGUGUGGCGCGAGACAGCAAGACUAUGAGCAAGAAGUCGACAGGGCACGAGGCAAGGAGAUGUGAGGAGCUCAAUCGAAGCUCCGAUGACGACACGCUCACAGAGGCCUUGCACCUGCCACGGCCAGGGAGACCGCCGUCCAGCAUCCGGGGGUUGCUAGGCAAUCGUAAAGUCACAUCCGGCCCCCAAGACUAG
Molecule: messenger RNA, 375 nt
Organism: Pseudozyma hubeiensis SY62
Lineage: Eukaryota; Fungi; Basidiomycota; Ustilaginomycetes; Ustilaginales; Ustilaginaceae
Product: ATP-dependent protease La 2
Exons: 1
Coding region: 1-375 (124 amino acids)
Source: RefSeq, a predicted model, not a curated record